AUGUAUGUGUGUGCCUCCUCGCUUCCUUUCCUCGCUUCACAAACUGGUCUCGUGGUCUCCGACUCGCUCUCCUUCUGCCAGUUCGCGUCACAACAACAAAAAACGGAGCACAAGGACCCAGGAGAAACGUACCUGACAAAAGGCGAGGUCAUUGCCAUCUACGCUUACACCUCUGACGAGGGGCAUUUGUAUAAGACUUUUAAUGAAGCCGUUCGAACCCAGGGACGUGAUUAUAAGAAAGCUUUCAAAUUCCACGCGCUCCACUAUUACCUGACUAAAGCCAUUCAACAUCUCACAGCACGAAGAAGUGUCACACCGUACCGCAGAACCACGGUGGACUUCAACGUCGCCAUCAACUCAGCUAUCUUCGGAAGCAAGACGUGUUUUGAGAUCACGUUCAUGGGAGGAAAGGUCUUCAAGUACUCCAAAUUCAAACGAGAAGCCGAGGUUCUGAUUCCCCCGUACGAGGUGUUUAAAGUCACUUCCGUGGAGACGAAGGCCAAGAAAUCGGAUCUCGAGUGCGACGUGGUCUAUAAAAUAAAGAGCACAGGUCAACCCGUUUCCAAUAACGACUGUGCACUUUCAACAAAACAAAAAACCCAACUUUGCUGCAGCAAUUGUGCUGUGGACAAAACAUGUAACAUUUAGGAUUUAGGAUGCACCGUUUUAUUGCAAAUGAUCUUUCAUCAAACAUCCAUGCGACUAUAGAAGUGCAUUUGUUAGCGUCGACCUUUGAAUACUUCCACAAACUUUGUUAAAGAACAAACACAGGAUGCAUGAAAAUGAAUCCUUAAGAAUUGUGUGAUAAUAUAAUCUGUAUUCACAAAUCUAAAUGUACAUCACAGUGUUUUCAGUUGUUACUGUUCCAUGUUCUCUGUAUUUAAAGUGGAUGCAUAAUCUGUCCUUCAAAGUUACUGGAUGUAAGAAUUAAACGUCUGUGUUUCUCAAGUUGUGUGUUUGUAGAUCAACAGUUUCAUCUGAUGGAUCAAAACGAAUUAUACUUCCAUAGUUUAAGCAGGAUAAUUUGGUAGAAUAUUUCCCUAUGAAUUGCAUUUUUAAUAUAUUAAUUUAUUUCCAAAUAAAUGUAAAUUUCAAAAAAAUAUUGAUUUAUUUCGACUUGAACCGUGAAGUUUGAACGGAUCAGAGAAAUUACCAGAGCUCUGCUGCGGAAAUACAAAUUGCAAAAAAUUACUUAUGGAAUAUUUGCAUGUUACUACAUCUCAUUGCACUUUUUACUGUCCUACAUUUAUCAACAAACAAGUAUAUGAUUACCUUAUGCAUCUAUAACUUUGUUAUAUAGUCCCACAUCCUCAAAAGUUCUAAUUUAUCUUGCAGCACAAAACACUACAAAUAAUACAAAUGAAUUGUAUCAUAAGCGUCGUCUCGUGGUUUGAGGCGACUCGCUGUGAGAACACAGAGGAGCCUCGUCACCGUCCAGGUGGCGAGCUGCAGCUUUAGAGACCAAAAAUUCAUUUUAAUAACAAAUAAAAGUCACAAGAUCCUCGCGUCAUAAAACAUCCCAAAAAAUGUAUUGCUGAUUCUUUUCUGAUGCAUUUAAAGUAGAUGCAUAAUCUUGCCUUCAAAGUUACUGGAUGUGAGAAUUAAACGUCCUCGUGUUUCACAAGUUGCGUUUCUCAAAUGUUUUCAAGUCUUUCAUGAAGUCAUUAAAACAAACUGCUGCCGAAUAAACGACCCAAAACCUGUUCAUCCGUUUCUUCUUUAUUUCUUCAAAAGAAAAAGUUCAGUUAGUCUCCGACAGUUUUUUUCUCUUCUUUUUCUUAUAGAAAAAAAAACAAAAAAAUCCCCUUGUACAAACAUUUAAAAAUUACUAAUGGCAACAACAAAAAAGCGCAAAAGAAAAACAAACAAACAACUCGCUGUACAGAUUAAUGAAGAAAGAGUUCUGCCUCGGAGCUGCUCGCUCUCCUCACAAUCAAAAACACACACACACACACACGGAACCAGAGUGUUCAAACACCACAGGUUUGAACUUGAUUGCACGGUUGGGGCUAAGUUUCAAGCUUGGGGCUAAGGCGCUAGCUCUGGUCUAAGGCUCAAGCUCGGGGCUAAGUCACUAGCUUGGGGCUAAGGCGCUAGCUCGGGGGUAAUGGCGCUAUCUUGAGGCUAUGGCUCUAGCUCGGGGCUAAGGCGCUAGCUCGAGGCUAAGGCUCUAGCUUGGGGCUAACACGCUGGCUCGGGGCUAAGGCUCUAGCUUGGGGCUAACACGCUGGCUCGGGGCUAAGGCUCUAGCUUGGGGCUAACACGCUGGCUCGGGGCUAAGGCGCUAGCUCGGGGCUAAGGCUCUAGCUUGGGGCUAAGGCUCUAGCUCGGGGCUAAGGCGCUAGCUCGGGGCUAAGGCUCUAGCUUGGGGCUAAGGCUCUAGCUUGGGGCUAACACGCUGGCUCGGGGCUAAGGCUCUAGCUUGGGGCUAACACGCUGGCUCGGGGCUAAGGCUCUAGCUUGGGGCUAAGGCUCUAGCUUGGGGCUAACACGCUGGCUCGGGGCUAAGGCUCUAGCUUGGGGCUAAGGCUCUAGCUUGGGGCUAACACGCUGGCUCGGGGCUAAGGCUCUAGCUUGGGGCUAAGGCUCUAGCUUGGGGCUAACACGCUGGCUCGGGGCUAAGGCUCUAGCUCGGGGCUAAGGCUCUAGCUUGGGGCUAAGGCUCUAGCUUGGGGCUAAGGCUCUAGCUUGGGGCUAACACGCUGGCUCGGGGCUAAGGCGCUAGCUCGGGGCUAAGGCUCUAGCUUGGGGCUAACGCGCUGACUUGGCUGUGGAAGCAGAAGGAGACGCGAGUCCACGACCGUUCUUUUGAGUCGGACCUUCGGGAAACUUCCCGUUGGUUUUAAAGUGCUCUUCGAAAACCUACAAAUUGGCUGCCCCUCCCCCCUCCAGGGGGCCACGCCCGUCAUUCGGAGUAGAAGUUCCCUCCCCAGCGGUGUUGUGAACUUGAUUAUCUAUUCAACGCUUUGGUUCGGACAUAUUGCUCCUCUACAUCACUUAUGAUUCAUCUCUCGCUCUGAUGCUGGAAUCCAACCGUUGACCGUUCUGUCUCCGCUGCUUUGAGUUCAUCCUUUUUUUUGUCUUUUUUUUUUUUAAGUCCAUGAUUAGGAGUGUGCAGGAGAGAAAAACACACA
Messenger RNA from Pseudoliparis swirei, 3134 nucleotides. RefSeq names its product ecto-ADP-ribosyltransferase 5-like. Gene Ontology annotation, molecular function: NAD+-protein-arginine ADP-ribosyltransferase activity; NAD+ poly-ADP-ribosyltransferase activity. NCBI's taxonomy places the organism in Eukaryota, Metazoa, Chordata, Actinopteri, Perciformes, Liparidae. The record is from RefSeq and is a predicted model, not a curated record.